AUGGCCUUUCAAGCUGAGCAAACGCCUUCGUCCUCUUUGCUGCGUCCCACUUUCCUAGCUCACCUCAGCUCCCGGCGAUUUCACCGUCGCAUCAUCUGCCCGCGCACCGCCUCGCCCGUCACCUUCGCAGUCUGUGGCAUUCAAGACGACGAGGAUCAGAACGACGAUGUCGACGUCGUGCUCUACUGCCUGCCCUCUGGUUGCUCAAGGUAUCUCGGCUUUUUUCUCGGUGGAAUCGCGCGUAAAGCGCGCAUACAACUCAUCGCGAUCGACCGACCCGGAGCGGGGGGCACGCCAGGGUGCACGUUGGAAGAGAGGAUGAACACAUCGAUCGCGCAAGCGAGGAGCGUGCUCGAGGCGCUGGCACUGAUCGAUGGGAAGGGGCAUCGUACCAAGAAACUGGGAGGCGGCAAGCCUAUCGCCCUACUCGCGCAUUCUGUCGGGCUCCUCUACGCCCUUGCAAUCCUAGCGCGCUUCAAUCCCCCGCCGGAGGAGAACUGCGGCAACGUCAUUGAUGUGGCCCGCUCUCCCUUUGGCCCUCGGCCCUGCAUCGUCUGCACAUCUCCUUGGGUCCCAACGAGCGUUUCGCGCUCCUCCCUCUCCUUCCUCCCGGCAAAUGUCGUCAAGCUCAGCGGCAGCCUGCCCAUGGCCAAGUUAGGUGCAGUGUGGGAGACAAGCAUGGGCAUGGGCAAGGGCGCAUUGCAGUGGAGCAUGGGAUUGGUGCCGAGCACAAAUGCUGGGGCAGAGACGGACGAGCAUCCUGGCGAGUCGUCGUCGUCUAGCCCGGUAGCGAUGGCGACGCCGCAACGUAAUCCCUUCCACGAAUCCCUCGGCACGGACCCACCGGUCUCGCCGCAGGACACUCAGGGAAUGAAGCGAAGAGCAGCAGCGCAACGUCGUGCCCCACACGCGGACUUUUGGCCGCCGUACGAGUCGCAUUGGUGGAAGAAUUGCGCGGCCGCGCUUGCACAGGGAAGCAGCAGCAUAGGGCAUGGCGAGCCUCCCCUCCUUCACCCUGGCACAGGCAAGCCGUUCCGCCUCACGGCCGCCACGGCCCAGUCCAUCGUCGUGGACUGUAUGUCAGCCCACGAGAAUGUCGCGCGCGCAGCAUCAGCCGACUUCCUCCUUUGUCUCGGAUAUUGCUCCAACCUGCCCUCUCGCUCAAUCGAAGAUCUCCUCGUCCGCGGGUUCAGCUCCACUCUCGCCCACUCUGAGCAGGGGGCGGAAGUGACCAUCGUGUGGGGCGAGAAGGACGGUCUUGUUCCCAAGCGCGGGAGGAUGUGGCUCGAUGAGAGGAUGAAGGAUGGGGUGAGGGCGAGUCGAGGGAGACUGCAAUGUGAGAGAUUAGAGAUGGCCGAAGCCGGGCAUGAUGAGCCUAUCGGAUGUGAGGAGGUUGUGGUUGCCUUGUUGAGGAGGGUCAAGGAGAGGCAGCUGGCCGGAUGUCGCGAGGUACCUGACAGCGGCAAGGCGGGGCAAAGGGAGAGGACGACAACAACAAGCUCUGCCUCGACCUCCUCAGCUCCCACGACACCCACUCAAUCGAGCGCGAAGCGCCUAGGCGGGGUUGCAUCUCUCAUCGGCAAUCCAGGUGAUGGUGAGCUUGGCAAGCGUCGAGGGAGUGGAAGCAGCUGCGCAAGUGGUGGGAGUCGCCGUCGCGCUGCUGUUGAAGCUCGUCGCGCGCUGGCGUAG
This is a messenger RNA of Jaminaea rosea, 1689 nucleotides long. RefSeq lists its product as hypothetical. Lineage: Eukaryota; Fungi; Basidiomycota; Exobasidiomycetes; Microstromatales. The transcript has a single exon. Bases 1 to 1689 code for a protein of 562 amino acids. The record is from RefSeq and is a predicted model, not a curated record.